UCUUACUUCAACGUGUACGGUGCGCCAGUGAGCUGGGAAGAUGCUGGCGUCUGGGAUAAGCACGAGGAGGGCGAGGACUUCAAGCCGUCUGACGUCAUUCAGAAGAUUCUCACUGGCAACAGGGACGCCAAGCUUGCAAUGCAGCUCGGCUGGGGCCUAGGCAACCUCGUCGACGCGAAGAUCGCCGAGGCCCAGGGCAAGGAUGUCGAGCUGGCCCCCGACUUCAGGUACGAUUUCUCGGACGAUCUUGACGCUCAGCCCGACUCCAGCGUAGACGUUGCGGUAUCUGGCAACCACGGCGCUGCGCAGGUGAUCACGCGGUGCCUCAAGGUCAGCAAACGCACCAUGAUCGACAGCAUGAACCUCGGUUUCGUCAUGGACGCUUCCACGCCAGACCACCAGAAGAAGUUCUACGGCGCUGUGUUUAAGCCGAACAAUACAGUGGCCACUUGCCCACCGCAGGUGAGCUCAGUCUACAGCGGCAGGCAGAUGGACGACAGCGAGAGCACGGCAUUGGCGGUGCAGACGUACGAGAAUACCCACAUCGAGCGGGCCAGGGAGCUUCUGGGCAUCAAGUGCAACUCCUCUGAGUUGCCACGGGUGGAAAAGGUCAAGCGCAGGUGCAGAUUGGACUCCUUCAUGGCUGGGAAGGCCCUUCACAACAUGCGCCUCGUGAGCGUCGGCGAGGGCCUUGGGGCAGUCCAGAUCACGUUGGAGCAGUACCACCAGAUGAAGGACUGCUACGAUUGGAAGUGCGAUCACUUGUGCUCCGACCAGGGCCCCGACAUGAAGUGCCUGAAGUGGUUCUUACAGAGCUCGGAGGGCCUGUUCAAUUUUGACGACGACGAUGAUCUGGCACACGGCAUCGACAACGAUUUCAACAUGGCUGAGAAGAAGUGCGGUCUGUGGGCGUUUCGGAGGUUUCAGAGGUUGGCGAGGAACGCAAUCUAUGGCCCCUUCGACGAGGGCAGGAGGUUCAAGGAGUUAAAGGACAUCGCGAAGGAGGUGAAGACGUUCGUCAGCCCUCUCAAGUGCCCGAUAUUUUGCGAGGCGUUGCCUGCCAUCCUCGAGGAGAUGGGAGAGCCCGCGCGCAUUAUGGAGAAUGACAUCGAGGAGGAGGCGUGGAAUGGCAUGACCGAAGUCGGCUUCGGCGAGGUGGCUGGCAGGAAGGGCAACCCCGCCAGGUGGCUUGGCGACCAUUAUGCUUCUCGCAUCGACCGCGAUCAGUUCACGAUGCGCGCCGUCUGCUUCUCUUAUGCGGUCAUGGUGCGCGAGCAGUCGAACACGAAGAAGCUCGGAGUCCAGAUGAAGGAGCUGCACAGCGAACCGAACCAGCACGGGGGCAACGACCAGGCCGUGAGCAUGAAGUCGGCGGCCGCCGAGCUGAAGCGCGUGAGGGUGGCCACGCGGGACCAAGUGGAGGUUGCGAUCGUCUACUACAACAACAAGCAGAACAAGAACAUCGACAGGGCGACAUUCGCCAUCCGCGAGCCGUGGGCUCAAUGGCAUGGCCACAACAAUUGGCACCUCAGGGAUCUCACGAACGUCACGGACUGGGAGGUGGACCAAAUCGUCAACGGGAAGUUCCUCAGAGUUUUUGUGGAAUCCAUGUCUGUACCGUUCGAUGGCAAGGGGGUGAUGGCUUACCUCGGCUUCGCUGUGGAUCACAGCCAUGUCAACGUGAACGAAGUGUCCGCGCCCCACCCGCUUCUGAAGAUCGAGGGUGACAUGGCCGAGUUGAUCGGCACUUACUCCCUCGUCCUGAACGCUUGUCGCUUCAAGAGGCUCUUCAAGUUGAUGAGGGGCUGGCCCAAGCACUUGGUAGCGGCCCUCGGUGACCUCGCUUCCCAGGACAGGGUCUUCGCCCUCUUCAAGCAAGACUACGAGAACUGGAAGGCACUCGGCGACGACACGGUUGGCUUCAGGGCUCUGUCGGGGAUUAUGGCUCGCUUGAAGAAGAGCUCGCCUUUCAACCUCGUUCCAGUUCGGCAGCAUCUCGGCAUUCUUAUCGAAUCGGGGUUCAAGAGGACCUCGAGGUGCAUGGAGUUCCGCAGCGAGAAUCGGACGAGGCCACUGCUGCCCCAGAUCGCCGAGGAUUGCUUCUGCAGGUCAGCCAAGGACAUUCAGCACGCCUUGGGCCAAGACCGAGGGGUCGACAGAGAUUUCGCGAACUUGAUCGCGAAGGAUGUCGUCUCGAAAGUUCACCGCCACAAGGACAUCAACUGGAAGUUCGAGCCGCUCGCCAGAAACCCCAGGAUCCCAAAAGAGGUGUAUCAGAACACCCCCGACGACGUGAAGGCGAUCGGCCUCCAGAACAUCAUUGGCUCCAACCAGUCUCCGAAGUGGUCCAACCAGAGCGUUGCCAACGACUCCAAGCCGACUUUCGAGAUGGACAUGCUGGAGUUCUGCAGGGCUAACGGCGUCAACGUCCCCACCGCAGAGAAGCACUGGCACUGCGCCUUGGCGAAGCAGGGCAAGGUCGCCAUCAAAAUGAAGGGGUCCCCCGACUCGGACGACGGCAUCGCCAUGGGUGACAUGUGCGGCAUCGUCGUAUUGAUUGCCAAGCUCAAGCCUUUCAAAUACAGGUCUGGGCGCUACUUCUACAUGAUCGACUUCGACGCUGCGGCCCCGCUCAAGAUGGCUUACGUAUUUGAUCCAUCGGAGUGGGAUGCCCUGCCUUUGUCCUGGACUUCACCGCUGAUGCAGUUUGUCGCGGAGGGGGGGGGGGGCGCAGCUUGCCAGGCGCUGUUGACGCACGUCUUGAAGCCGACAGAUCUGGACCUGUGCGAAAUCUUGCGGAAGCGUUGCUUCGUGAAGUUCGUCGGUGAGGACGGUUUGGUGGACAUCCAGGGGGCGAUCGAUUGCAUGGCGAAGGAAGAGCAGGAUAUGACGAGAGAGACGCUGUCUGAGAAGGGCGUCCAGAAACAUGUCAGGAAGGCAUACACUGCGAAGUUCAACGUCUACCGCAAGGAGGUGGAGGCGGUGCGCACUGCCGAGGCUGCCGAUCAGAACCGCACCAAGCAGGAGCUGAAGAAGUGGAAGGGGCCAAUCGAGCCGCCCAAGGACGGGAUCGUGCACUCCGAGGCGAAGAAGUUCCCCCCACCUGGGGCGAGCCUGUGGAGGGGUCUCACAGGCACGGGCGCGUGGCACGUCCACACCCCCCCGCACUACAAGUCCAAGACGUGGCUCGAGGCUGGCAGCUACGACAACGCGCUCAGGUUCGCCCUGGCCUUCGCCUGGAAGAAGUACCUCAAGAGCAAAGACCUCGGCGACUCGCGCUGCCCGAUCAAGGGCCUGCUGAAGCACUACACGGACGAUGGGGAGCAG
Prorocentrum cordatum is the source of this 3327-nucleotide messenger RNA. NCBI's taxonomy places the organism in Eukaryota, Dinophyceae, Prorocentrales, Prorocentraceae. The record is from the annotation of a GenBank genome assembly.